This is a messenger RNA of Nothobranchius furzeri (turquoise killifish), 908 nucleotides long. RefSeq names its product receptor accessory protein 5 (gene reep5). NCBI's taxonomy places the organism in Eukaryota, Metazoa, Chordata, Actinopteri, Cyprinodontiformes, Nothobranchiidae. The record is from RefSeq and is a predicted model, not a curated record.
AAGGUCCUGACCGGAUGUGAUGUAGCUGAUGAAGUGUAACUUGGCACCACCAUCGCAGCGGUUUGGUGUGGUUACAGGGGCGUGUCCGCUUCAUCCGCAUCGCUGGAAGAAGGAAGCUUAGCUCACUCAAUCAUGGCGCAGAAGCUCAAAGAAAGGUUUGAGAAGUUUCUCCACGAAAAGAAUCUUCUGACUGAUGUUCUGGGUAAAGUCGAAGCUAAGACCGGAGUAAACAGGACGUACAUCGCUCUUGGUGUGCUCGUGGUCAUCGCUGUCUACCUGGUCAUCGGCUACGGAGCCUCCCUGCUGUGCAACCUCAUCGGCUUCCUUUAUCCUGCCUACACAUCCAUUAAGGCCAUUGAGAGUGCCACGAAGGAGGACGACACCAAAUGGCUGACCUACUGGGUGGUCUAUGGACUAUUCAGCGUAGCAGAGUUCUUUGCUGACAUCUUCCUGUCCUGGUUCCCGUUCUACUACUUUGGGAAGUGUGCCUUUCUGGUGUGGUGCAUGGCUCCAACUCAUCCCAAUGGGUCAGUCCAGAUUUAUAACCGCAUCAUUCGUCCACUGUUCCUAAAGAAUGAAGCCAAAAUUGAUGAUGCUGUGAAGAACAUCAAGGAUAAAGCAUCAGAGGCGGCUGACAAAUUCAAAGAAGAAGCUAAGAAAGCCACAGCAAACAUCAUCUUUGAGGAGAAGAAGAGCUCGUAAGAAUGAGGCCUUAACAAGAAUCAAGUGUGUCUGUGGAUGUCACGCCUUAUCAUGCUUCAAGUGAACCCCUCAGUGUGCCGCUCCAACUCUCUGCCUACAUCACUAUAAAUAUUGUUUAAAAUGUUUCAGUUUGUCCUGAGGGCUCUUAAAUAACUAUCUGUGUUAUUUGUGUGUAUCAUCAACUCAAUAAAACCAAAUUUGGUCAA